Molecule: messenger RNA, 918 nt
Organism: Mollisia scopiformis
Lineage: Eukaryota; Fungi; Ascomycota; Leotiomycetes; Helotiales; Mollisiaceae
Exons: 2
Coding region: 418-711 (97 amino acids)
Biological process (GO): protein insertion into mitochondrial inner membrane
Cellular component (GO): mitochondrial inner membrane
Source: RefSeq, a predicted model, not a curated record
AUUGUACACACAAUAGCAUCAUGCAGCAAGAACCAAGCUCAGGGAUAUUUUUUCAGACAACGGAUCGAUGUGAGAUCAACCACCCCGUAAGGUGUCAGUCGCAACGGUUCUAAUGUUAUAAUGAAAUCAUCAUUGUAUCCCCUUCCUCCCCCACCAAGUAAAAUAAACACGAAACUUACAGCAAUAACACAAACAAUUCGAGCUUCCGCUCCAAUUAUCGUCCCAUCAUGAAAUGAAGCUCGAGCAGCAGAGAAAAUAAAUUUGCCCUGGCAGGCUCGGUCCGCUAGCGCCCGCUUCGAUUCAUCCUCAUCCCAGCUCCAAAAUCUCAAGCUCUCCAAACCAUCACCAUCACCAACAACCUCUACACAAUUCCAUCCUCAACCACAAAACCAAACACCCCCCAAAAAGCCAGCCAAGAUGUCAAUGUUCGGCCUCGGACGUCCGCAGCCCUCAUCGGCCGAGAAAAUCGCCGCCGCAGAGCAGGAAAUGGAUCUCGUAACUGACAUGUUUAACAAGUUACAACAAGCCUGCUUGAAGAAAUGUAUACCCCGCGAGUACCGCGAAGGCGAGAUCAACAAGGGAGAGGGCGUCUGUAUUGAUCGGUGCGCGGCCAAGUUCUUCGAUGUGCAGCUGAAGGUGUCGGAGCUGUUGCAGGCGGAAGCGCAGGCUAAGGGGGCGAGUGGUGGUGGGUUUGGGAUUGGUGGGAUGUGAUGAGACUAUGAGUAGGUGGAGAGAGAGGCAUAGCUGAUGAUACCGCGAAGGGAGGAAGUUCUGCGGUUGUAUUACUGGGAAUAUGGAAAGGCGGAGAUUCACGGUCAUAAUGAGAGUGAUGCCAAAGAUGGAGCCCGGAAUCAGGCUUCUUGUAUUAUAGAUUCAUAUUGCGGACAAAAACGGCGUUCGUUAUCCACUCCAACUGAU